Neoarthrinium moseri is the source of this 2529-nucleotide messenger RNA. RefSeq lists its product as uncharacterized. Gene Ontology annotation, molecular function: transmembrane monodehydroascorbate reductase activity. The coding region runs from base 1 to 2529 and encodes 842 amino acids. The transcript is spliced from 2 exons. NCBI's taxonomy places the organism in Eukaryota, Fungi, Ascomycota, Sordariomycetes, Amphisphaeriales, Apiosporaceae. The record is from RefSeq and is a predicted model, not a curated record.
AUGGCGCCGACCGAUGCGCUGUCGGCGCCCGGUGUGGUCUCGUACUCGUCGGACAACCUGGUCGUCGGCGAUGGCACAUGGGACUUCACCAAGAACACUUUUCUGUUGCCGAACCUCAUGGGCCUGCCCUUUGAGACCAUGCAGUACAAUGGCAUGGGCAACCGGUUCGCCACGUUGACGCAGUACCAUAGCCUCAUCGUCGCCCAUGGGGUCCUCGCGGCCAUGGUUUUCCUUUUCAUCGUCCCUUUUGCCGUCAUGACCGCCAGAUUUUACCGCGGACCGCCGGGCUGGUCCAUCAGAUAUCACGCUUACCUACAAAUCCUCGCUGUCGGCCUUACGACUGUCGUUUUCAUACUCGGUUUCUUCGCUGUUGGCCCCAGCCGGAGCUUGACAAACCCGCACCACGGCAUUGGAGUCGCCAUCUAUACCUUGAUCCUGCUCCAGGCAGUUGGGGGUCGGCUCGUCCGACACAUCACCAAACGAUCCCUCCGGGUCAUGAUCCACCAGUGGAGUGGCAGAGCCAUUGCCAUCCUCGGCAUUGUUCAGAUUCCGCUGGGUUUGACGCUAUACGGCUCUCCCAAGUUCACUUUCAUCCUGUAUGCAGUCUGGAUGGGCUUUCUGCUGUUACUGUACUUUAUCCUCAGCUGGCGCCGCGAGGGUUUCAGAGAGGAGUUGCUGAUUCACGGUGGGAGGUCUGAAGUAACACGGAGUGGGUACAUGGUAUCCGAGCGCAGAGAUGAGCAUCAUGGUCAUGGCUGGCUCGGCCCCCUAGCUGCCGGUGCUGGCCUGGCUGCUCUCUUCAGAGGGCGGAAGAACCGAAAGGACGGCGAGCGAAGCCGUAGCAAAUCUCGUUCGCGAAGUCGCAGCAGGCACCCCGAGGUUAUACCAUCCAGGCGCGGGUCGCAUAGCUACCUGGAUGAGAAGUACUCUGACCGGACUGAGCACCAGGGAGGUGGUUUCAUGAACAAGGUUCUAGGGCUCGCAGGUGUCGUUGGAGCCGGCGCCCUAGCCAAGAAGUAUAUGGAUCGCAGAGAGACUCGGAAAUACCACGACGAGGAAUACUCUGCCGUUGCUACCGAGACGCCGAGCAAGUCCGACAGGAGAAAUAGGCUCAAGCGACCGGCUCAGUCAGAGUUCACCGAGAGCUCAUUCACCGACUCCAUGACGGACGUUCACCAACACCACAGGCACGGAAGCAGACACGGCCCCUUGCUACCUGGACCUGGGGAUCCCGUGGCGGCGGCUGCUGCGAUAAGUGCAGCCGAGCCGCGCCCACAGAGACCAGUCACACCCCGACAGUCGCAUGGACGCAGGCCUAUGGAUUCUAGAUUGACAAGCGAACUCAGCGUCUCUGACUACACAGACUACGUGAGCCCGUCUAGGAGAGCCAAGGAAGAACGAGAGCGAGGCGGUGCUGGAAAGGGUCUCAUGGCGGGCUUGGGCCUGGGCUGGCUGGCAGGUAAACUGAAGGGCCGAAAGGACAGGAGGGAAGACGUACGGUACGAAGAGGAGAGUCGUGGAGGUCAUCAUGGUUCGAGAUAUACUGGCGACGGAUACGGAUCACCAAGACGGCCCUCGCACCGCCGGCCACCUCGGCCUGCAGGCACAAUAACCACCAUGACUGGCGAUUCGGAGUUCUCCUCCGUCGAGCCACGACCGGUAGGAGCUAGCUCUGCAGGCCCGCCAAUGCCACCCCUAGGUCAUGCAGGCCAUGGUCCUCCCUCCGUCAGACCAGGCGUGGCGGAAACCUCGAGGAGGGAAGACGUCCUGACCCCGGUCGACAUGCCGCCCAUACCUUCGGACCCUCAUGGCAUUCUCCACCACGAGUCAGGCAGCGAAAGUUACAUGUCUGCCGGAGGACAACCUCACAGGCGUCACUCGUCCCGUCGGCGCCGACAUGGUGAAUCUGCUGCGGCGGCCGCUGCUACAUCGGCGAGCAUCUUGGCAGCCGAACAAGAAGUAGAACGCCGUCGUUCCCAGAGUCGAACACGCGGCUCAAGCCAGCCUGUGAGCGUCAAGGUCAAAUACCAUGAUGACCGUGACCGCAACAUCACUUUACGCCGCCUUACUGAAGAGGAGGCAGCUCGCGAACAACGAAGGAGACGCCGGUCGAACUCCGCGAGCAGUCUCUCAGGGUCGGACGUUGGCGGUGGACGCAGGCGACGAUACCGCCGGGACUCGAGCGCACGUCGCACCGCGGACGAACGGGAAACUGAGCACCUGACUCCGGCGCCCCUUUCCCCGCCAGCACCGGCAUUUGCGGGCGGGCGGAAGCCGGCCAAGGAUUCGGCAUAUUACUCCGGCGUCCCUGGACCGUCGAACCCGCCCAUGACCCCUAUGCACGGCAACCAGACUGUCUCUAGCAUCGGCAGCCCAGGCAGCCACGGUACGUGGAGCGGCAUGAGCCCCUCGCCUAGCGGGCCAGGAGGUACGGACGCGGGUAACAUAUCGGCGGCGGAGCGAAGGAGGAGGCGGAGGCUGGAGAGACGGGAUCAGAGACCGCCCGCGAGUUCGGUCGACUACAACUGA